Messenger RNA from Plutella xylostella (diamondback moth), 1738 nucleotides. NCBI's taxonomy places the organism in Eukaryota, Metazoa, Arthropoda, Insecta, Lepidoptera, Plutellidae. The record is from RefSeq and is a predicted model, not a curated record.
UGUAUUUUCACCGGACGCGUCUUACGCAAUUGUGUUUAUGUUGUUUUUAUCGUAAAGGUGGUCAGUCAGGGAAAUAGUUUCAUCAUACAUUUCGCAUGUUACACUUGGUUAACAUUGAUUUUCAAGAGUGGAAAGUCAGAGGGGCGACGCCAGCCUUUGUUGUGUUGCUCGAUGUUUAUUUAGCUUUUAUUGUUAAACACAGUGUCAUAGUUGACCGUGAAAUGCGCGUCGUUUUUGUGAAACCACAAAUAGUUUUCAUGGUUUCUAUUUUGGUGGCUUUGCCUGAAAUUCCUGAAAUAUUUUCCAUUCAUCUAAUGAUUAGGUAUUUCAUCAUCUCUACCUUUGCACCAAACAGGUGAAAAUAUCGAAAUUUAUGGCGAAGGUUGCUGUUUAACUUAAAUAGGGAUGCAUUUCUCGCAGUCGGUGGCCAUCAUACAGAGCCAAGUGGGCACAAUCAGAGGCGUACAAGUACUUUAUAGUGAUCAGAACCCUCUAGCAGUAGACCUGGUGAUCAACAUGCCUCUAGACGGGGUCCGCCUGAUCUUCGACCCCGUAGCGCAGCGGCUCAAGAUGAUCGAGGUCUACAACAUGAAAUUAGUCAAACUUAGAUAUAGCGGCAUGUGUUUCAACUCUCCCGAGAUAGCGCCAUCUAUCGAGCAAGUAGAGCACUGCUUCGGCGCCACGCACCCCGGCCUGUACGACUCGCAGCGCCAUCUGUUCGCGCUCAACUUCAGGGGACUGUCGUUUUACUUCCCUGUUGAUAGUAAAUUCCAGCCCGGCUACGCACACGGUUUAGGCUCGCUUCAAUUUCCGAACGGAGCCUCCCCCGUCGUAGCGCGCACCACCAUCUACCACGGCUCUCAGCACCAGUCAUCAUCCCUGCAAGCGGGCCCGCCAUCCGCGCCGCCGCUGCCGCUGUCCUGCUCCCGGCAGCAGCUGCACCUGCGGCGCUGCGACGUGCUGCGAUCGGCCCACGCCACGCGCGCGCUGCGCCUGCACAUGUUCACCGACGGCACAAGCAGAGCCCUAGAGCCCGUCAAACUUAAGGUGACCCGCGUCGUCCGUUUCGGAGACAGCUGUGAGGCCGUGGCCCGCGCGCUCGGCGCCCCCGCGCGGCUGUUCUUCAAGGCGGAGGACAAGAUGCGCAUCCACCGCCCCACGCCGCGCCGCCGCGCCGCCCCCGCCAGCGAUUAUUUCUUUAACUACUUCACACUGGGACUGGACGUGUUAUUCGACGCGCGCACGCACCAAGUGAAGAAGUUCGUGCUGCACACCAACUAUCCGGGACACUACAACUUUAACAUGUACCACCGCUGCGAGUUCCAGCUGCCGGUGCAGCCCGACAAAUCGGACCCGAACUCUCUCGUCGACACGGUCAGCAGCCCGGUGACCAUCACGGCGUACAGCAAGUGGGAGGCCGUGUCGGGCGCGCUUCGGGUCUGUGAGCGCCCCGUGGUGCUCAAUAGAGCCUCUUCCACAAACACCACCAACCCGUUCGGAUCUACCUUCUGUUAUAACUACCAGGAUCUUAUAUUUGAGGUGAUGUCGAAUAACUACAUCGCGUCGAUCACUCUGUACCAGCCGGAGGGCAGCCGGCCCUACCGCGUCAACUCCAUAGCGUGACGUCAUCAGGAUACUUCAAACCUAGGCAAGUACACAUCCUGAAGAAAUUGCAGUUUUUCUCCAAAAUUUUCAUUCGCGUUGAGACAAACAUGGCUUGAAAAUGUCGCAACAUGCA